Triplophysa dalaica is the source of this 3670-nucleotide messenger RNA. Its product is annotated as NACHT, LRR and PYD domains-containing protein 12-like. Gene Ontology annotation, molecular function: protein binding. Lineage: Eukaryota; Metazoa; Chordata; Actinopteri; Cypriniformes; Nemacheilidae. The record is from RefSeq and is a predicted model, not a curated record.
UUACAGUAAAGCUUCGUUCAAGAACAUAAAUAAUAAACAAGAUAAAAACACAGUUUAACUCUUUAUUUUCUGACACUGUGUGUUCAUCAUGAAUCUCUCCAGAGAGAAAAAAAGUUUGACACGUGGAGAAUCUCCUAAACCCAGUUGUGUGUCUAUGAAGAGUGACUGAUCAAUGGGUCUUCCAGUUAACUUCAGUUCAGGAGACUGUGAUGAUACAGAUGGGAGUAACGCAACAAAUGGAUCCUUCAAAGGGAAGCACAUGGAUUCUGUUUUCCAGGAGGUUGAGCACAAACUCAUCUCUAUGAUGAAGAAAGAGCUGAAGAUCUUCAAGAGUCUACUGAGUCCAGAUUACCCAUCAUGCUCUGAGAGAGAAGAGGAGGAUGAUGAAGAUCAGAUCAGAGUCAGAGAGAUGUUUCUGAAGAUCACACUGAACGUCCUGAAGAAGAUGAAGCAGACAGACCUCGCUAACAAACUACAGACCAAAUUUGUCCCUGUAUACAUGAAGAAACACAAAUCCAGACUAAAAGAGCAAUUCCAGAGAAUGAAUGAAGGAAUCUCAGCUCAAGGAAGCUCAACACUUGUGAAUGAGAUCUACACAGAGCUGUACAUCACAGAGGGAGGGAGUGAAGACAUCAAUAAUGAACAUGAGGUGAGACAGAUUGAGACAGCAUCCAGAAGAUCAGAGACACAAGAAACACAAAUCAAAUGUAAUGACAUCUUUACAGUCUCACCUGAACAAAACAAACCCAUCAGAAGUGUGCUGACUAAAGGAGUCGCUGGAAUUGGAAAAACAGUCUCUGUGCAGAAGUUCAUUCUGGACUGGACUGAAGAAAAAACAAAUCAAGAUCUUCACUUGAUAUUUCCACUUCCUUUCAGAGAACUGAAUCUGAUCAAACAGAAAAAUAUCAGUCUGAUGGAUCUUCUUCAUCAGUUCUUCACAGAUACAAAAGAACUGAGAUCAACAGACUUUGAUGAUUAUAAAGUUGUGUUUAUCUUUGAUGGUCUGGAUGAGUGUCGUCUUCCUCUAGAUUUCUCAAAGAAUCCGAGUUUGUUUGAUGUCAGAGAAUCAGCAUCAGUGGAUGUCCUGCUGACAAACCUCAUCAAGGGGAAUCUGCUUCCUUCUGCUCUGAUCUGGAUCACCUCUCGACCAGCAGCAGCCAAUCAGAUUCCUCCUGAGUUUGUUGAUCUGAUCACAGAUGUACGAGGAUUCAAUGACCCUCAGAAGGACGAGUAUUUCAGAAAGAGAAUCAAUGAUGAGAGUCUGGCCAACAGAAUCAUCUCACACAUGAAAUCAUCCAGAAGUCUGUACAUCAUGUGUCACAUCCCAGUCUUCUGCUGGAUUUCAGCCACUGUUCUCCAGAGAAUGUUGAGUGAAGCAGAGAGUCAAGCACAGAUCCCCAAGACUCUCACUCAAAUGUUCACACACUUCCUGAUGUUUCAGAUCAAACUGAAGAGUCAGAAGUAUGAUGGGAAAUGUGAGGUAGAUCUUCAGCAGGCUAGAAAGAGUCUUGAGUCACUGGGAAAACUGUCUUUUCAACAGCUGGAGAAAGGGAACCUGAUCUUCUAUGAGGAGGAUCUGAGAGAGUGUGACAUUGAUGUCAGAGAAGCGUCAGUGUACUCAGGAGUUUGUACUCAGAUCUUCAGAGAGGAGUUUGGACUGAACCUGGGGAAGGUGUUCAGCUUUGUGCAUCUGAGCGUUCAGGAGUUUCUCGCUGCUUUAUUUGUGUUUCUGUCAUUUCUUCAGCAAACAUCAGGACCCGUCAGCAGAUUGAGAUCAAAUAUGAGUGAUUUACUGAAGAGUGAAGUGGACAAGGCCUUACAGAGUGAGAACGGACACCUGGAUCUUUAUCUCAGAUUUCUUCUCGGUCUCUCAAUGAAGUCCAGUCAAACAAUUUUACAUCUGAUGACACAGACAGGAAGAAGCUCUGACAGUAAACAGGAAAUAGUCGAGUACAUUAAGAAGAAGAUCAGAGAGAAUCUCUCUCCAGAGAAAUCCAUCAAUCUGUUUCACUGUCUGAAUGAACUCAAUGAUCAUUCUCUAGUGCAGGAAGUACAAACAUAUGUGAACAGAAGAGAUGAGUCUAGUCUAGCUGGAGUCAGUCUCUCUUCUAGUCAUUGGUCGGCUCUGGUGUUUGUGUUACUGAACUCAGAAGAGAAGCUGGAUGAGUUUAAUCUGAGUAAAUAUGAUCCAUCAGAUGAAUGUCUUCUGAGGCUUCUGCCAGUGAUCAAAGCAUACAGAACAGCUGAUCUGAGUGGCUGUAAUCUGACAGAGAAAAGUUGUUCAUCACUGGCGUCAGUUCUCAGAUCAAACUCCUCAAGUCUGACAGAACUGAACCUGAGUCACAAUAAUCUGAAGGAUUCAGGAGUGAAGCUGCUCUCUGAUGGACUGAAGAAUACAAACUGUAAACUAAAGAUACUAAAUCUGUCUGGUUGCAGUAUUGGAUCUGAAGGUUGUGUUGCUCUGACUUCAGCUCUGAGAUCAAACCCCUCACAUCUAACACAACUGGAUCUGAACUAUAAUAAUCCAGAAGAUUCAGGAGUGAAGCUGCUCUCUGAUCUACUGAAGGAUCCACACUGUCAACUACAGACACUACUUCUGAGUUACUGUAAUCUGACAGAGAAAAGUUGUUCAUCACUGGCGUCAGUUCUCAGAUCAAACUCCUCAAAUCUGACAGAACUGAACCUGAGUGACAAUAAUCUGAAGGAUUCAGGAGCGAAGCUGCUCUCUGAUGGACUGAAGAAUAAAAACUGUAAACUGAAGACAUUAAAUCUGUAUAACUGCAGUAUUGGAUCUAAAGGUUGUGUUGCUCUGACUUCAGCUCUGAGAUCAAACCCCUCACAUCUGACACAACUGGAUCUGAGUUAUAAUAAUCCAGAAGAUUCAGGAGUGAAGCUGCUCUGUGAUCUACUGAAGGAUCCACACUGUCAACUACAGACACUACAUCUGAGUCGCUGUAAUCUGACAAAGAAAAGUUGUUCAUCACUGGCGUCAGUUCUCAGAUCAAACUCCUCAAGUCUGACAGAACUGAACCUGAGUGACAAUAAUCUGAAGGAUUCAGGAGUGAAGCUGCUCUCUGAUGGACUGAAGAAUACAAACUGUAAACUGAAGACACUAAAUCUGUCUAGUUGCAGUAUUGGAUCUGAAGGUUGUGUUGCUCUGACUUCAGCUCUGAGAUCAAACCCCUCACAUUUUACACAACUGGAUUUGAGCAGAAAUAAUCCAGAAGAUUCAGGAGUGAAGCUGCUCUCUGAUCUACUGAAGGAUCCACACUGUCAACUACAGACACUACUUCUGAGUGGCUGUAAUCUGACAAAGAAAAGUUGUUCAUCACUGGCGUCAGUUCUCAGAUCAAACUCCUCAAGUCUGACAGAACUGAACCUGAGUCACAAUAAACUGAAGGAUUCAGGAGUGAAGCUGCUCUCUGAUGGACUGAAGAAUACAAACUGUAAACUGAAGACACUAAAGGCCCAUAUGGGCAUGGCGGUGGAGGACCCCAUUCUGUGUAAUGGCUGCACAGAGUGUUAUAUUACCGUCACGUUGCGCUGUGACAUUGACUAUAGCCCUGUGGCCAAUGAUGUUUCUUCCCCUCCUUCAUGUUCUCAUCAGGUUGAACCCAGCCUCAUCUAUGUAAAUGAACUCAUGCUGGAUCCCCUCUCCAUCCAUUCGUAA